Messenger RNA from Scaptodrosophila lebanonensis, 6148 nucleotides. It is a transcript of the gene Nup98-96, whose product is annotated as nuclear pore complex protein Nup98-Nup96. The transcript is spliced from 10 exons. Gene Ontology annotation, molecular function: structural constituent of nuclear pore. Lineage: Eukaryota; Metazoa; Arthropoda; Insecta; Diptera; Drosophilidae. The record is from RefSeq and is a predicted model, not a curated record. Gene Ontology annotation, biological process: post-transcriptional tethering of RNA polymerase II gene DNA at nuclear periphery; protein import into nucleus; RNA export from nucleus. Bases 280 to 6102 code for a protein of 1940 amino acids. Gene Ontology annotation, cellular component: nuclear pore cytoplasmic filaments; nuclear pore.
CACAUGUAUGCAUGUUUGUACUUAUAUAUUUUACAUUUGCUACGCGCCAUUUUUGCGGACUUAGUUAUUUUACAGGAAACGUGAAAUUGCAGUGUAUAUUAAAUUUUUUCAUUGUUCGCAGUCAUUCUUUAAGUAUACACACAGUAUAUGUAGUUGGUGCUUCAAAGUACAGUGAAAUAUUGUGAAAUUCUUGUGACGGCAACGAACAAAGGAGCCUGACGAUUAAGUGAAUUUAUGUUUAUAUUAACUGACCACCGCUGUCAUUAGCAAGCAAUCAAAAUGUUUGGCGGAACUAAACCCACCUUCGGAGCUGGUGCAAGCAACACAGGAUUUGGCACCUUUAGCAACACACCAACAACAUUUGGGCAGUCUGCGUUUGGGAAGCCAGCCACGCCUGCCUUUGGUGCAGCACCAGCAUUUGGAGCACAACCCGCCCAACCUUCAAUGUUUGGCACGACCGCGACAGCCACUCAGCCGGCCGGUGGACUUUUUGGAAACCCAACUACAAGCGGUGCCUUUGGCAGCAAUACAACAACGGCAGCUCCCACUACAUUUGGAGCCGGAUUUUCGCAACCACAGCAAAAUUCGAACAUUUUUGGAGCUGCACAAAAUACAACAAAUACCUCGCUCUUUGGUCAGGCAGCCGCACCCGCAUUAUUUGGCGCAGCCAAACCUACAGGAUUGGGUUUACCCGCCUUUGGGCAGACAGCAGCAGCGCAGCCACCGCAGUCUUUAUUUGGUCAACCGCCAGCAUCGACGAGCACCUCAGGAUUUGGCACUUUCGGCCAGGCAGCACCUACGACAACAAAUGUAUUUGGAAGCGGCACAGCUUCGGCAUUCGGGCAACCUCAAUCUGCUGUGGGCGCCUCAACUGUAAAUUCAGGCUCGUCGUUGGUCAAGUAUCAACCUACGAUUGGCACAGAUACUCUAAUGAAGGGGGGCCAACCUAACAAUGUCAAUACAAAGCAACACUGCAUAACGGCCAUGAAGGAGUACGAGCAGAAAUCGUUGGAGGAACUGCGCAUGGAGGAUUAUUUGAGCGGACGCAAGGGGCCGCAGGGGGGUGCGGCUCCAGGCGGCUUUGGCUCCUUUGGCGCGACUGCAGCAGCACAGCCAGCGAGCAGUGGCUUAUUUGGUGCUUCCGCCCAACCCAGUACCGGGCUGUUUGGCCAAACUGCUUGCACCGAGAAUAAAAGUCUUUUUGGAGCAUCAACUUUUGCCCAACCGGCCGGGGCCAGUGCUUUUGGAGCACCAGCACAGCAGAACACCUUUAUGCAGAAGCCUUUUGGUGCCACGACUACAACAGGCUUUGGUGCGCCCACCGCUGAUAACUCGAAUCCCUUCGGCGCGAAACCGGCUUUUGGACAGUCCACAGGACUAUUUGGGCAGGCACCCGCAACAAGUGCGGCCCCGGCGUUUGGGCAGACUAACACAGGAUUCGGGGGGUUCGGCAGCACAGCAGGCACACAACAAAACACACUAUUUGGUGCCACAAAUCCAACUGAUCCAAAUAAACCAGCAUUCGGUAUUGGCUCGGCUGCACCAGCGACAAGCACAGGAUUUGGUGGAUUCGGAGCUACAGCAACCAGCACAGCUGGUGGUGGUCUAUUUGGCGCUAAGCCAGCCACUAGUUUUGCUACGCCCGCCUUUGGCACUACAUCAACUGCUAAUACUGGCUUCGGAAACUUCUCCAUGAAUAACGCCGCUCCUGGAGGUGGUGGCUUGUUCAAUUCAAACCUUAAUAAGCCAGCUACCUCCGGUUUUGGAGGCUUUGGUACCCAGCAACCUGCACAACCGCUUAAUUUCAAUGCAGGUAACACGGGUGGCUCACUGUUUGGAAAUGCGAACAAACCAGGUGGGCUCUUUGGUGGCACUGGCACCUUGGGUGCGGGAACCGCAACUGGAGGUGGAUUGUUUGGUAGCAGCACCGGUGGGUUUGGAACUGGCAACACUUUGGGCAAUGCCUUUGGAACAAUUGGUGGCAACACCGCACUCUCUGGCUUAGCUAGCGCACAAAUGCAACAGCAGGCAACGGUUCCAAUUCAUAAGCAAAUAUUGGCGAAGGUUACUUCACCAUAUGGAGACACACCCAUCUUUAAGGAUUUAAGACGCGACGAUACAGAUGCAAUUCGUGCUACAAAUCCUGCUGCGCAACAAGCGGUUCUGGACCUCAACACAAAUCAGUUUAAAAUCGAUACUAAAAGUACUUCGAAUGUUGUUAAAAUCAAAUCGCUGGGAAACUCAUUACACCGCAAGUCGCUGUUCGAUGGCCUGGAAGAAUUUGAUGGCAGUGUGGAGGGUUUUAAUCUGAAACCCAAUGUGAAACGUCUAAUUAUUAAACCCAAACCUAAGAUAACUCCAGGGGCAGUUGAUAGCGUAAUCAGCAGCAAUAGCAACAACAACACUCCAAUCGCAUCGCGAUCAAAGCCAAACACUCCAUCCAAAGAUUCCUUCAAUUCGGUCAUACCCGUGGAACCGGUCAAUUCAUCUCCCGGUACUGGUUCGCAGCAAAUUGCUAACAAGGAAAAUGACUCCAGCCGUCGCGAAUCCUGGCUGCAGGUGCGUCAACACAAUUUGCAGGUUGGCCUUGACAAUGCAUCACCAUUAAACAGCACGCUAACAGAAUUGGUUCCACGCAAACCCAUUGAGACGUAUAGACCGUCAGCAGUAACAAGGGUGUCCGUGUCCACAAUACCAGAAAAUCCCUUUGAGGAUCAAAGCAGUGUCAUUGCACGCCUUGAUACGGCAAGCUUCUCCACCGAACAGGCCAAUGAGAGCUUAUUCUCGAACCGUUCCUAUGGCCAGGAGGAACGACUGGCCAUCGAACCCACCGAUGCUGAAUGCGAGCCACAUCCAACGGGCAUCAUAUUGCGACGUGUAGGCUAUUACACAAUACCAUCAUUAGAGGAGCUCAAGUCCUUCUUGGCUGAGGAUGGGUCUUGUGUGGUACCCAAUUUCACUAUAGGACGCGAAGGCUACGGCAAUGUUUACUUCGGGAAGGAGAUGGAUGUGUCCGGCAUUAAUCUAGAUGAAAUCGUUCAUUUUCGCAACAAGGAGAUUAUUAUUUACCCGGAUGAUGAUAAUAAACCACCAUUUGGCAGUGGCCUGAAUCGCGAGGCUCAGGUCACUUUGGACCAAGUAUGGCCGCUCGACAAAACCAAACAUGAGCCCAUCAAAGAUUCCCAACGUCUCAUCGAAAUGAACUGGGAGGGAAAGUUGCGACGCGUGUGCGAUAAGAACGAAACGGACUUCAUUGAAUAUCGGCCUGAGACGGGAAGUUGGGUGUUCCGUGUGAAGCAUUUCUCAAAAUAUGGAUUGGAUGGUGAAGAUAUCGAAGACGGCGAGGUGCCUACUGAUCCCAAAAAGGCAAAGAUGUCCGCACAGACCGGUGCCAUUGCUCCGCCUGGCGAUAAGAUGACUCUGAGUUCGCUGCGACAGGCACAAAAAAUUUCGGAGGAAGCAGCCCGUGCCAUGGAUCCCAAAACAUUGGGUGCUGGUAUUGCAUCCUCUUUUCGGCCCAUGGACGAUUCAGCUGAAUUUAUGCUAAUGAAUAAGACACAGUUCUUUCAAGGCAAUGGAUAUGGAGACUCUUCAUUGUUUGCAAUGCCACGCUCUGCAACAAGCCCCACCGCUGCUUUGGCCAAAGAGGUGGAUGGCAAUGAGCCACACAAAAUGCAACUUAUGAAAUCAUCUCUCUUCUUUGGAGAUAUUGGCAGGGAAGAAGACACGGAGUCUACAGCUUUUCCAACUACUUUUCGAAACCAGGAUUAUUAUCAACACGAUGCACCAAUGUGGGAAGACGGAGUUGCCUCAGAUUCUUCGAGUCAAUUCGAUUUUGGACGCAAUUCGCCACCCCUUCCGGUUUCAUCUUCUGCUUCAGUUGCCAGCAUCCUACGUGAAGUAGAAUCAGAAGAGAGCUCAUCGAUUGCUGACGAAAGCAUCUGCCAGGAAACUGCGAAGCGCGAAGUAGAUACCAGCAAACCAUUUACAUUCAUACUGAAACCUAAUUUGGCGCCUGUUAAAAUAAUCGCCUCGAUGGUACCUUUGAAACGUUCGCUCGUGUAUGCUAUGCGCCAUAAUUGGAUAGCCGACUUGGGAUUCACAUUGGGUCAUAGUUUCAAGCUUAGCUUUGGAACAGGCUCUGCACUGAUUGUGCCAAAUACCUACAAUAAUUUACGAAGCGCCAAAGAGUCAAACGAUUUAUGUGUGCCAGGCUCUCUCAUCUGUCAGCCUCGCGGCAACAACGACUUCUCGCCUACAAUACUGCAAGUAGUGCAACUCAAUACUGGCAACUCUUAUAACAAUUUUAAGCCGAGCAUUGUGCCCCACCUGGAAGUUGAAUUGCGCUAUUGUAUAUCCAAUGAAGUGGAGGGCAGCGAGUGCCCCUGGCUGCAGUCAGAUGCGGGCACUGACCUCAUUGCAAAGCAUCUGGACGAGGCCAUAAAAUUAAAGAAUGCCGGAGAGAUGGAAACUUAUGCCGUUUCAGUUUGGUUACUCCUAUAUGCUUUGUGGGGUGCUCAAGAAGAGCUGUCUGGGUAUGAAUCGAGCUCACAUUAUGUGGUCAUGUGUCGACGUAAUCUGAUGUCCGAGUGGCUGGAGAACACACUGGCAACCAAGGAUAUGUAUUCGAAGAAAACAACUAGUAAUAGCUAUCUGGCCAACAUGUUGGAUCUUUUAUACUGUCACCGCGUCACCGAAGCCUGUGACUUGGCCUUCAACUAUGACGAUGGCUUUUUGGCUUUAACAUUAUCACAGCUGUCUUCUGGUCCAGUGGUGCGUCUUCUACUCGAGGAGCAGUUGCACGCGUGGCAAAAAAGCAAAUCGGACAAAUAUAUCACCAUUGAACGCCUAAAGAUGUUUAUGCUGGCGGCUGGAGUUCCCUUGAUGCACUCAUCACAUGGGCCCAUUAACAUGCUUGAGGACAGCAACUGGAUUACAGUGCUGGCACUGCAAUUAUGGUAUUUCACGGCACCCACUUCGUCUAUAACUGAUGCUUUAAUUGAAUACGACAAGGCUUUCAAUGCCGACGAGUGCUAUGCCAACCCACCAACGCCCGCUUACGAAGGAUUGUCGAAUACCAGCAGUAAUCCUGUCUACGAUCUGCGUUAUCAUUUACUGCAAUUGUACUCGCACCGCUUGCAUCCGCUUGAGAGCUUACUUAAUCCCAUAACACACACACGGGAUCAUAUGGACUUCCGGCUAAGUUGGCUACUCCUCCAAACACUAGAGGCUCUGGGCUACAAUCAUUGUGGUAGCUGGAGUGAGGCGCAGCUGCAUGUGGACUUCGCCAAUCAGCUGGAAAGUGAUGGCCUCUGGGAAUGGUCAACUUUUGUGCUCUUACACAUCAAGGAACAAAACCAGCGGGAAAGCGCUGUGAAGAACAUGCUGCAGCGACAUGUGAGCGUCUCGGAAGAGAUAGCCCUUACCGAGCAAGAGAACUUCGUGAUACAUCGUCUGGGAGUGCCGGAGCAUUGGGUGAACUUUGCGAAGGCCUUGCAAGCCGGCUACAGUGGCCAACGUCACCUGCAGGCAAAAUAUCUGUUGAGAGCAAAAGAAUGGGCUAUGGCGCAUGAAAUUAUUUAUCUGCAUAUUGCUCCCGACGCCAUAAUCAACAAUGACACGGAUUAUUUGCACGAUUUGCUCACUCAAUUUGAAUGCACAGAUGAGGGCUCCAUUGUCAAGGUGCCUAAUUGGGCCAAUGAGGGUCAGAUAUUUCUGGACUUUAUUGAUAUAAGUGCUAAGUUCGAACAAAUCCGCAGCAUGAAUAACGUGGAGGACAUACAAGCUCGCUGGGAAGGUCUUAAGCCGCAACUGAGCGAUCUCUGUUCGCGCAUAAAUGCGCUACCCUGUCCUACGACCAAGCACCGCCUUUGCCAGAGCGAAAUUUCUCAGAGCUUGAGUUGUUUGGUGCAUGGCAUGUGCAUUGUCAAUCCCGAACUAGACCCCUGUUUCAUUAUGAAAAUGGCACUGGAACGUUUACCAUUGCCGCAGGAAUUCGCGACCAAAGACUUGGACACUCUGCUCGACAAGUAUAUGGACAAACUGAACCAUGAAACAACAUUGAAUGAGAUUGAUGGCAGCAUACGAAUGAUAGAAGCUUAGGGCAUUAAUAAAUAGAAUUUAGGCCAAAAAACAGAUAAAAAUUCAA